Onthophagus taurus is the source of this 2009-nucleotide messenger RNA. It is a transcript of the gene alphaSnap, whose product is annotated as Alpha-soluble NSF attachment protein. The record is from RefSeq and is a predicted model, not a curated record. Gene Ontology annotation, cellular component: vacuolar membrane; SNARE complex. NCBI's taxonomy places the organism in Eukaryota, Metazoa, Arthropoda, Insecta, Coleoptera, Scarabaeidae. Gene Ontology annotation, molecular function: syntaxin binding; soluble NSF attachment protein activity. Gene Ontology annotation, biological process: SNARE complex disassembly; intracellular protein transport.
ACUAAGAAACAAUUUGUCAAUAUCGCAAUGAGAACAGUGUCAGGAUUGUAGCAAUUGUCCAUUGUUAUUAUCUCGCGUAACGAUGUCAUCGAACGAAGAAAAAGCAGCGAAGUUAAUCCAGGAAGCCGAAAAGAAGUUGCAGGCGUCAAAGGGAUUUUUCUCGUCGCUUUUCGGUGGCACCACAAAGGUUGAGGAUGCUAUCGAAUGUUAUACAAGAGCAGCUAAUAUGUAUAAAAUUGCCAAGAAUUGGGAAGAGGCCGGGAGUUCUUUCUGUAAAGCGGCCCAACUUCAUGCUAAGGGUGGAUCUCGUCAUGAUGCUGCAACUAAUUAUGUAGAUGCUGCUAAUUGUUAUAAGAAAACUAACGCGGAUGAGGCACAAACAAAUCUUUUACGUGCAAUAGAAAUUUAUACAGAUAUGGGUAGAUUUUCAAUGGCAGCAAAGCAUCAUCAAACGAUUGCAGAAAUUUAUGAAAAUGAUUCUGCUAACUACGAAAAAGUGGUACAACAUUACGAACAAGCUGCAGAUUAUUAUAGAGGUGAAGAGAGUAACUCGUCUGCAAAUAAAUGUCUAUUGAAGGUGGCUCAAUAUGCUGCUGAACUGGAAAACUAUGAAAAAGCAAUAAAUAUAUACCAACAAGUGGCCUCGUCAUCUUUAGAAAGCUCUCUACUUAAGUACAGUGCUAAGGAAUAUUUGUUCCGCGCCGCGCUGUGUCAUCUAUGUGUUGACUUGCUGAACGCUCAGCAAGCAUUGGAUCGGUACGUGAAGAUGUACCCUGCCUUCCAAGACUCCCGUGAGUACAAAUUGGUUUGUACAUUGAUAGAACACAUGGAAGAACAAAAUGUUGAUGGAUUUACUGAUGCUGUGAAGGAGUAUGAUUCAAUUUCGCGCCUGGAUCAGUGGUAUACAAUGAUAUUGCUGCGUAUCAAGAAACAACUCAAUGAUAACCCGGAUUUACGUUAAACCCAAAGUCUCUUAGAAUUGGAGAAAUGCGGCGAAAAAUUUCGAUUGGACGCUCAUGUUCCAGUUCCAAUUGAAAUUUUUGUCCCUUCCUUUCUUAUUAAAAUAUCCGGUAUUUAUUAUUAUUAUUAUUACGGUAAACUCGAGGUUAAUUGCUUUCAACUAACUUGUAAACAUGAUUAGAGAUAAAUUAGUUAAAAUCAAUUAGUCACGAAACAACCAUUAUCGAUAUAAUUACGAUGAGGUUCGUUAUACAAGGAUGUAUAGGAACCGUUUUACGAGUAUAGUAGCGGUAGCGUUGUCGAGGGUUAUUGUUUUCUCUGUAUAAAAUAUUGUUGUUGUUUCUUUGGAAAUAUAAUUGAUUACUAAACACCUGUGAUGUGAUCGUUUCGAUUGUUUUCCACCGAUCGUUUUUUUGCCUUGACUUUUAAUUCGUUGCUCGUUUUUUAUACAUUUUAUAACGACUGUACCGCAGUAUGCCCGUGUAAACUAUUACCGUAGCAUUCCUUAGGAUACGAGCGCCGUCAAAACCGUGCACCGCAUUCCUGUCCUUAUUUCAAAAAAAAAUUACUAACUACGCAUAGUAUGAGUACGAAAAGUAGACUUAUAAACAUGGACGGCCACUGCCGAUGCUUCCGCGGACGAAUCUGUACGCUUAAAACAAUGCGCCACAUUGCUGAGUUGCAUCAUACAUUAUUAAAUUCUUAUAUGCGUCUUAUAUCUAGAAUAAUAGAUCUUUUGUUAUUAUUGUUAAUAUAUUUUAUUUAAUAUACAUAAUAUUCCAAAGCUAAAUAAAUUACAAAUACUUGUUUAAAACAGCUCAGACUUGUACAAUUUAAAUCAUGAUUAUAUAGUUGCGUUAUCAUUAUACCAUAACUAAGUCAUGAAUAAAACGUUAAGGUCACAUAACUAGCCUAGUUAUAUAAAUAUAAAACAACGAGUACUUAUCAUUGCAAUGUGAAUCAUUGUUUUAAGGUAGAAAAGGUUGUAAAGACGGUCUCGCCUGAAUUGGUGGGGGAACGUAAAAAGAAAAUAUAUUCGUUCGACUGGC